Messenger RNA from Gryllus bimaculatus (two-spotted cricket), 315 nucleotides. The record is from the annotation of a GenBank genome assembly. NCBI's taxonomy places the organism in Eukaryota, Metazoa, Arthropoda, Insecta, Orthoptera, Gryllidae.
AUGAACCUUCCAUUGAAACUCGCGACGGUUUUCGUCGUAUUACUAUUACAUUUUUCAAUAUCACACGGAUUAAUGCAAGAAUCUCCUUCGUUCGGAGGUUCGUUGAAAAAUUUUGAAGGAAAACCUUCAGAUCUAUUUAAAUCUGAAGAAGGUUUUCAGCAGAAAAACAACAACAGUUGCCGUGCUACAUGCGAAGUGUGCCGCCUGUGCAUCAAUAAAUCAUUCUCCAGCAUCUGCAAAGAACUCUGCAAACUAUGCCAGAGAUGCAACCCAGCGUCUAAUCGAAGACAUGGUUAUUGGGAUCAUUGGUGGUGA